This is a messenger RNA of Solea senegalensis (Senegalese sole), 3132 nucleotides long. RefSeq names its product dixin-like. Gene Ontology annotation, molecular function: protein binding. The transcript has 21 exons. Gene Ontology annotation, biological process: canonical Wnt signaling pathway. Gene Ontology annotation, cellular component: cytosol. The coding region runs from base 330 to 2252 and encodes 640 amino acids. NCBI's taxonomy places the organism in Eukaryota, Metazoa, Chordata, Actinopteri, Pleuronectiformes, Soleidae. The record is from RefSeq and is a predicted model, not a curated record.
AAUAGUAUGAUAGUGUUGGCUUUCAGAUUCGUUUUAACAAAAUAUUGGUGGAGAAAAGAUUUCUACACAACACCGGAAACACUCGUCUGUGGUUGUUGUAUUGUGAAAACUGCAACCGGAAGUCGCAUGUGUCAGCGAGUGUCAGUCGCUUGAGUAACGGUAGCUUGCCUCCACUCAUCCGAUUGUCUCGGUUUGUCCCGGUUUGUCUCGCGUCCAGUGGCCGUUACUAACGGUAACGGACGGGGCGGGGUCUGUUGUUUUAGAGCCGCGCGAGUGACAAUGCGGCGAGCCGGCUAACCUAGCCUAGCUGUGUUAAAUGGGAGUUAAAGAUGAUCGCGUCACUGUCGAGAGGAAGUUUACUGGACGAGGUUCUUCACGGCAGCUUUAACGAGCAGCAGCUGGCAGCGUAUGUUUCCUGGGUGAACUCACAGCUGAAGAGGAAACCGGACCUGAAGCCAAUCACAGACCUCAGACAUGACCUGCAGGACGGAGUGGUGCUUACUCAACUCAUAGAGAUCGUUGCUGGUGAAGUGCUGGAGGGGAUUUUUGUGAGUCCCCAGAACAAAGAGGAGAGCAGGAAGAAUGUGGAGCAGGUCUUACAGUUUAUUUCUUCCAGGCACAUACGCAUGCCACAUAUAUCUGCUCCAGAUAUUGUUGAUGGCAACCUGAAAUCUGUAAUGAGGAUCAUUCUGGCACUGGCUGCACACUUUAAACCCUCAGCCAAUCACAGGUCUGCUACUGGAAGUGGGAGGAGCAUGGCAAGAGGCCACGCCCACAACCCACUCUCCACUGUUGCUUUAGCACAAGGGGCCGCGGCGGCGCUGGCGUCAGCGCGGUUUGACGCUGCACAGCCUUCACGCGUCACACGCAUCCACAGUGGCUUUGGUUUAGACGUGGAGAAGAACGUGUGUGUCCGUGCUCUGGUUCAGCAGUAUGAACGAGGAUCUCCUGACGAGCACGACAGUCUUCAGACAAACAGCUCUGUCAGCUCACUGUCUCAUCCAAGAGGUUCACCCAGCAGCCACUCACACACACCAGAGGAAGACUGUCCAGAGCAGCAGAGCAGCAGUCAGUUCUGUCCUGCCACACACCAGCAGAGCAGCGGUCAGUUCUGUCCUGCCACACACCAGCAGAGCAGCGCUGCGUUAUCUACUGUUGUAGAGACGACGUGGGAGGAUUCUGUCAGUGAGGCUUUGGAGAAGGAGGUGCAGGAGACUCGCAGAAUGGUCUCUGCGUUACAGAAUCUCCUGCUCCAUGGUUCACUGCCUGAGGACGAGAAGGACGUCUUUUUCAGUUUGGACCAAUGCAACAGUGAACAGCAGCUGAUCGUUAUUCGCAGUCGUUUGGACCAGAGUAUGGACGAGGCUCAGGAGUUAAAGAGGGAACUGUUGCGCUGUAAGCAAGAACUGAGAAACCUUCAGGGUGUCAAGGUCGCUCAGCAGCAGAGGCUCUGCACUCAGGAGGCCUCCAUCCUGCAGAUGAAGCAAGAGCUUCUCAGAGCCAGCAUGACGAAAGAUGAACUCAACAGCCAGAAUGCAGAGCUUCAGUGGAAGCUGGAGGAAUGUAACAGACUGUUCAGUGAAUGCAAGAAAGAGACGGGACAAAAGGACCGACUUCUACAACAACUCAAACACAAGCUGGAAGAAAGUCUUCAGCAGCAGAGUGAACUACAAAGAGAGCUGCAGCAUAUUUCUACCAGCACUGAAAACAACGGAUGUUCUUACUCUGGAAAUCCAGCUCCAUCUCUAUCAGAUGCAGAGGAGGUUCAGCUUCUCAGAGACGCUCUCAGGAGUUUGAGGAACAACUUUAGAGACCAUGACCCACAGCAUCAUACACUGGACACGCUGGAGCAGGGCAUCGCGUCGCUCAUGGACCGAGUUCAUGUUCUUCACACACACAGGGGAAGAGGGAAAUCUCCAAGACACAAAGGUCAGCACACAGACUCUGACACAAAGAUUCCGCAGUCUCACGGUUCUGGAUCUUCAGGGUCCACGAAAAUCCUUUAUUUCACUGGAAAAUCCCCAACGCCUUCCAUGAUCACCAUACCCAAGAGGCUGGGGGAGGUGACUCUGAAGGAUGUUAAAUCAGCUGUGGAUCAAGAAGGAAACUACAGAUAUCACUUCAAGGCCCUGGACCCUGAGUUUGGCACUGUGAAAGAAGAGGUUUAUCUGGACGGUGCAACAGUUCCAGGCUGGGAGGGAAAAAUAGUGGCGUGGGUGGAGGAGGACUGCGGUGAUGAAAGGCCGUUGUAGAUUCUGAGGGUUUGACGCUCGCUGUUUUUGCUCCUGGUGACUUUGAUCCCAGAGGCACAAAUGGACCUUAUUUAAAAACUGAUUAUUUAAACACUGUAAGACGUCUUCUGGUACUAAACCAUAAUCUGCAACAUCGUAAAACCCAGUGCCUUAGAAAGGAAACAUUGUUCCAUCACAUGCUGGGUUGGAACUGUUGUGUUGUUGUCUCAUGUUCUUAUCUCUUAUUCAACACCAGCACAUACUGUAUGUGUUUCCCACUCUUGUUUUCACCGUUUACAAUUCAUGUAAAGUCAAUUCUUUAGUGGAGUAAGAAACAAGAAAAGUCAUGAACACACUGAUCACACAUCAGCCAUCACUGCAAGUAUUAACUUAUGUAUUAUUUACUUAUACAGUUUACUGUGUACAGUAUACUGUGUAUACAGUUUACUGUAACACACAACAGUAAAGAGUAGGAGUUUGGUCUUGAUAUUUGAAUGUAUUUCAGACUGUAGCACAGAACAGGCACAAACUAAACUGCUGUCAGUAAAUAGAAAUGAUGCUGGGUCUUUGUUGUUCACUGUGUUGUUGUUGUUGUUGAUGUUGUUUACUUGAUGAAAUGGUUACUUUACAUUUGAGUUCAGUAUUUUCACAUCCUUAACUCUGUGACUGAGAUGAUGUGGAUGUGAUUUAGACUUUUGUCCACAAACACUGGACCAUCCCACUAUUUAUGGACUGUGUGUGAGUGUGUGUCUCUGUUUACCUUCUCUUACGCCAGCUGAAAUAUGCAUCAUCUACUGUUUGAAUGCCAUAACUGCCUGUACUGCAACAUGUACACUGUGACGAUCAGAUGGUUAUUUAGCAUUUAUUUGUUUAUGCAAAAUGUGCAUAGUGUUUGUUUAAA